AUGCGCCUCUCAUCUACCUUCAACAGCAUUCUCUCCGCCGUGAGCGUUGCGCAUGCCGCGCCAGAGCCAGUCAUCAUCACAGAGCUUCCACAUCCCCCUAUCAGUACGCACAAGGUUAUCAACAACAGCACGUUUCCAAAUGGGGAUGCGUGGAGUCGUAUCACUUACGGUGUAUCUGAGGAAAACCAGGCUGGACGUGUUGCAGCGCUCGACUAUCCGCAAAACUUCAACGACGGCAAGCGCUUGCUGGCCGGCCCGCGAAUGUUUGAGUGCUCAGCUAAACUUGCCAGCGGAGCUUGUAGCCCAGACCAGGUCCAUGUCUACCCCAUCAGAUGGAAAACAGCCAUGAACGUGUCAGGGAUCGGCGGGGCCAUUCGCGAGUUACGCAUUCGUCCCAACAACGAGCACCUGGGCUUCAACUCAUUCACCUAUCACGACUUUCCUGAUGACGGCGCCAACGUGCCGGUGGAAACUGAGCAAGUCAAUUUGGUCGUCACUUCGGUGAACCCGAGCCCGACGGGGAAGGACAUUGACUGGGUAUCAGACUUUGUUCAGACGGGGCCAAACGAUGGUACCAAGAAGACCAGCCCUGACGGCUUACGGUUGACCACUGAUCUCCUGAUGACCAUCUUCCAGGCCAAUGGCAUAUUGACGACCACGAUCAACGGCGAGGAGUGGCUCCAGCCUGCGAAUGGGAUUGAGACCAGCCGAUGGCUCCGAGUAUCUUGA
This is a messenger RNA of Colletotrichum orchidophilum, 729 nucleotides long. RefSeq lists its product as uncharacterized. The record is from RefSeq and is a predicted model, not a curated record. Bases 1 to 729 code for a protein of 242 amino acids. The transcript has 3 exons. Lineage: Eukaryota; Fungi; Ascomycota; Sordariomycetes; Glomerellales; Glomerellaceae.